CACGGUGCCAACAAUCUUUGGCAUGUUGGCCGCGUAUAAAUAGGGCGCCCAUUGUGCCACACGGCAGUAACGUAAGGACCUGUGCCCCCCCUCCCCAUCGCGAGUCUAAACUUGGAGGAACAAGCCCUUGGUAGUCUAUCCGCGCAAAGGCCUCGCCCUUGGAGUUUGGACAGGUAGCGGCCGCGGACCACGCCCUCCGCCGCGCACAGUAAAAUCCUACUUUUGCUUCCAGUGACGAUGCGGCUGCUGGGGCUCGUGCUUUUGACGGCCUUUGCCUCAUCAGAACACUUGCAGACGGCGGUGCGACCCGACGAAGGCUCCGCGGUGACUGUGUCCAGCGUGCUGCCGGCGGAUCAAUGUGCCGUUUGUACAGUCGGCGGCGUGAACGACACGCAGAAAUCCUGCCAGUCCUCUUUGUCUCUGGCACCUGGGGAGGAAGUCAAAUUGCUGUUCAACUGCUCCCAGGCGGUGGAACAGGCUUUCACUGUGACCAUCGCCCGGACCGUGGAGUGCACAACGGACCGCUGCAGCCCGACGAUGUUAGAAACUCAACCCUCCCUCCUCUCGGAGUUCAGUCGAACCUUCACGUGGGAGCUGAAGGCACCAGAGAAGACCGUUGUGGGUUUGGAGAUCCUUGGACACGGGCUGAUGGAGACGUCAAAACCAUGCCUCGGUGGAUUUCAGUAUUCAUUGACCCACACCAACGGUCGGACUCUGUACUGUCGAGGUGGUUCUGAGACUCAUUUAGAUGGACUCAAUGGAGCUGUUGUGUCUCUGCAAGUUAAGCCGAAGGCUGUGGUGGAAUCGGUGUUGUUCCAGGCCUCAGCUGGACCUCUGAAAGGCCAAACAAUGGUUGUAACCGUUGAUUCAAGCACGACUGCGGUUGUCCGCCGGGAUCCUGCGGCGCCAGAGUGUGACGUUUGUUCGGCUGAUGGCUCGACUCGCGAAUGUCGUGCCAACGAAAAGACGCUGACCAACGUUGAAAACCUCUCGCUGGAGUUCAGCUGCCUGAAACCUCAGGAUGUGUUCAGCGUGGAGGUUAAGAAGAAAAUCGAAUGCACCCAGAGCUCCUGCACUCCUGCUGCAGGAGAAAUUGAUGUCUUCAAGGACUUCAGAAGAUCCAUAACAUGGGACAUCGGCGUACCACAGAGGACCGUGUUAACCCUGGACUUCCCCGGUGGCUUAAAAGAGAUGUUUGAAGCAGAAACGUGUCCAGACGGUCACCAGUACUCAGUGAGCACAAUAAAAAGUGAUGGAGGGACUAGAACUACGAGCUACUGUCGGGGUGGGACAGUGUCUCAUCUGGAUCUGUUCGGAGCAACGAGUGUGACCACACAGCUUCUCAAAGGAAGUGAAGUGGACUCCUUCACUGUCAGAGUGGCACCAAGAGGUGGUAGAAUGAUGUCUGUGAUGCCCGAUCCGAACACCAUCAUCACCAUCAGCAGGGUGAGCAGCGAGCCAGACUGCAGUGUGUGUCUGAACAAGGGGCCCAACCAGAUGUGCAAACCCACACAGCUCACCCUGAAAGACCCUUACAACACCACAGUAGAGUUCACCUGCCCUCAACCUCAGCACGUGUUUGCUGUGGAGAUCAAUAGAGAAAUUGACUGCACAGAGACCUCCUGCUCUGGUAACAUCGUUCAGGCCGAGUCCUCACUAUUCCCAGACUUCAACCGGACCUUCACCUGGGACCUAAAAGUUGUCUCCACUCGGGCCUUCCAACUGGACUUCCCGGAACUGGGAAUGCGACAGAUUCCCAACAAGGAGAUCUGUCCAGAUGAGCACACGUACUCCAUUGUUACCUAUCUCCGCAGAGGGCCAGCCACCAUUGGUACCUUCUGCAAAGGAGGAACUGUGACCACCAUCCUGGCUCGCUACAAGGGCCGAGUGUCCCUGCAGGUGCCCGGCAACAGGAAGCUGGACCCUGUUGACUUCAAACUGAACGUUGGACCUGAGACCAGCAUGGUUGCCAUAGUGAAAGUCAACCUACCACGCGGUGUGUCCAGCACAGACUUCAUCACGGCCAACUAUCCCAGCGAGUUCCCUGACAACCAGCAGAUGCAGUGGGACUUUGCGGUGCCCGGCAUGCACAACUACACGAUGCAUUUUCAGGAUCACACGGCUCCAGAGUGCCUCGCCAAGGAGGUGGAGGUGGAGUACCAGAAAGAGGACAAGAAGGCCACCAAGCUGACUCUGACGGAUUCCCAGCCAAAGCACGCACAGGGCGACUUCAACAUGGUGCUGAGGAAUUGUGAAACCAACCGGACGCUACAGGGCCUCACCUUGAACUACAGAGUCUCCGUGAUGAGGAGUGGGCAUCCAGUCCUGUGUGCCGUGGAUCUGACCGAACACCAAGGAGUUUCCCUGCAGAUCGAGAAAGUGGGUUCUGAUCCCUUCUGUGAGAUGAGCAUCAACUCUAAGGUUGAAGAGAAGCUCAACGUGGCCGCGGGCGCCAAGGCCAGCCUCUCCUUCCUCGACUGUCCAAAUGAAGACGUGCGACUGACUGCCAGUAAAGUUAUUGCAGCGUGUCAGGAUACGACGACCUGCUCUGCGACUCAGCUCACAGUCCCCAAGCUGGACUCGUGUCUACCGAUGCCCCUCCACAGCUUCACGUGGCACCUCCAAAUCCCCGAGGACCGCACGGUGGACCUGACGUCGCCCACGGGGAGUCUCCGACAGUCGCUGCCCGGCCAGGAGUGUGACCCGUCCGCCUCGCUGCACGUGGCCGAGAGCGACGGGUUUUCUGUGGGCGAGUUCUGCUUCGCCGGAAUGAUCCCGAAAAUUCAGGUGCACGCGAACCUCUCUGUCACGGCCACCGUGUCGGACUUCAGCAGGACCAAGGAGCCUUUCCUCAACGUGAGCUUCAGUCAGGAGAUCCCAGAGACCAUCAUUUACAGGGUCAGCCCAGAGGAGUCGUCCCCGACCCUGCUGGCCACCCCCAACUGGCCUGGGGGUAUGAGGGCUUCGUCCACCGUGUCCUGGCUGGUCACCGUGCCGAGCCAGUACGAGGCGCACCUGCAGUUCCUCAACGUCAGCCAGCCUCGAUGCAGGGAGCGGCACACGGACUUCACCGUGAAGCUGCUGGGGGACGAGGAGGAGCUGAUCAGCCGCAGGGAGGACGAGGCGCCAGUGGACAAGCUGACAGUGUCGCGUAGUUUUUAUCUCAACAUGUCCAACUGUAUCCCAGAGAGGGGAAACUUUGGUACAAUGACCAAAAUAGUUUUGCAGAAGAAGAGCAAUCUCAUGGUGAUCCUCCUGGGGGUAGCAGGAGCUCUUCUGCUGCUGCUCACGCUGCUGGCUGUCGUGUGCUUCCUCAUAAGGAAAAAUAAAAAAGACAAGCAGGCCAAGGAGUCGUCCAUCUACAUCGGCAAAGGGAACAUCUUCCGCCCAAAUGACGGGCACUUCAGCAAAACCCGGUCUGACAACGAGUCCCACGUCUACGCCUCCAUCGACGAGGCGAUGACGUACGGCCACCUGCUGGGGGACUCCAGCUACGCCGACAGCAUGCCGGCCCGCUUCAACGGCGCCCAGGUGGACACUUACAACACAUUCACAGGGCCCACUAGUUCGGGGCUGCCUGAAAUCCUAGAACCGGACAAUGAGCCCGAGAUGGAGAUGUUCACGACGUUCCUGGACCCGUCCGACUCUUUCCUCCCGUCCCGCCCGCGCACGCCGAUCGACCGGCAGGACAGCCUCGGCUUCCAGGACCGCAGGUUGUUGGACAGUCAGCUGUGCACGUUCAAGAGCACGGGGGAUAUAAACACCAUCCGCCUCUCUGGCGUCAACAUGGAGCCACAGGCGCCUGUUUUAUCGGAGGACUCCUUUUAGUGUGUCAAGGAUGGAGCUGCAUUGUGGGCCGCUUUUACUAAAUUGUCUUCACAACACAACGUAUCUCAGGAAGAUACCGAUGGGAACUUCUGGGCCCCCAUCCCACUCAGGGAAUCUGAGAUCAAUGAGCUCCCGAUGGCCAUGUGUGCGUCGUCUGUCAGAAUUGAAGCUUCAAGAGACCAUGCUGUGAUUUUCUUAUUCAAAGGACUCUAUUGCCACACAUUCAAUACUAAUAAGUAUGAUUUCUUUAGUCUGUUUCCUGAAAAUAAGAACAUCUUGCAUGCUUUGCACACCAAAGGUUUCAGUGGGUUGCCGUCACUGCCAGAUUGCACCAUUUUUAAUGAGGUUUGUUAAUUGUUUUUUUUAAACCUUCAGUUCCGACAGUUAGAGAUGGCACCUUGUUGGCUCAGGAUAAAGACUAAAACGAGGUGGAAACAGCCCGGCUCAGUGCGACAGUCUCAUACGUACGUUUAUCUUCGUUUUAGUGGGUAUGGGUGAUGUUACUCAUUCAAAGUGCCAAACUAUUCCUAUAAGGUUCUACUUGUUUGUGCUUUUUAUUUCAUCUUGACCAAUGUGGCAACAUUCAGCGUGCUCCAUGGUUUUUAGAUAUUGUUCACUUGUUUUUAAAAGAUUUGUUUUCUUUACCUGUAAAUACUUUUUUUGCAAUAAAUUUUAGGAAAAUGG
Messenger RNA from Pungitius pungitius (ninespine stickleback), 4512 nucleotides. It is a transcript of the gene cdcp1b, whose product is annotated as CUB domain containing protein 1b. The record is from RefSeq and is a predicted model, not a curated record. NCBI's taxonomy places the organism in Eukaryota, Metazoa, Chordata, Actinopteri, Perciformes, Gasterosteidae. The transcript has 14 exons. The coding region runs from base 238 to 3828 and encodes 1196 amino acids.